Messenger RNA from Prosopis cineraria, 1854 nucleotides. Its product is annotated as protein NEGATIVE GRAVITROPIC RESPONSE OF ROOTS-like. The transcript has 5 exons. Gene Ontology annotation, biological process: gravitropism; regulation of growth. The coding region runs from base 118 to 903 and encodes 261 amino acids. The record is from RefSeq and is a predicted model, not a curated record. Lineage: Eukaryota; Viridiplantae; Streptophyta; Magnoliopsida; Fabales; Fabaceae.
CAACCACGUACGGCACAACACAACUACCUUUUCUACACCGUCACGUUAUUAUAUAUAUUGCUGCUCUCUGUUCUCAGAAAUCAGAAGCCAGCCAGCCUUUCUCUCUCAUCAUUCACAAUGAAGUUUUUCAGUUGGGUGCAUCAUAAACUCGGUGGGAAGCAAGACACCAGAAUUCCUCACACUACCUGUAACUAUCGCGCAAAACAAGAGGCCCGAGAAGAAUUCAGCGAUUGGCCACAUGGUUUGCUAGCAAUAGGAACUUUCGGGAACAAGAAUGAAAUCAAAGCUAAUCCAGAGACCCAAAACGCUCAUGGGCAAGACGAUCCAUCAUCGUUAUCGGAUGAAAUAGUAGAUUUCACUCCUGAGGAAAUUGGGAACCUCCAGAAAGAGCUUAAUAAGCUCUUGCGACGAAAAUCCGAUGUGGAGAAGGAGAUCGCCGAACUCCCUCUAGAUAGGUUUCUCAACUGCCCAUCCUCCUUGGAGGUCAAUCGAAGGAUCAGUGAUGCUCUGUGCAGUGAGUCCGAUGAUAAAGGAGAAGAUAUCGAGAAGACACUUGGUGUCAUCCAUGGUAAAUGCAAGGACAUUUGCGCAGAUAAUACCAAGAAAGCAAUUGGGAAGAGGCCGAUCUCUUUCCUACUCAAGAAAUUGUUCGUUUGUACAAGCGGGUUUGCGCCGCCACCAAAUCCUAGAGAUAUCCUACAAGAAUCGAAAAUGGAAAAGCUUUUAAGGACAAUUCUUCACAAGAAAAUAUACUCUCAAACUUCUUCUCGGUCAUCUUCAAUGAAGAGGUGCCUAGAGGACAAGAAGGUACUACAGAGGAAUGAGGAAGAAACAGAGAAGAAAACAGAUGAUGGCUGUAAAUGGGUCAAGACUGAUUCUGAAUAUAUCGUCCUAGAGAUGUAAAUCUACCUCUAGUAGUUCCUACCUUUUUUAUUACAUGCUCAGGUGAGUUAUCUAAGAACCUUCCUAUUUCUAUAACUACACAUAAAUGAAGAUUGAUUUCACGCACUAAGUUUCGGGGAACAAUAAGUAAAGCAAGAGGUCUUCAACAGAGAAGAAUUGUAAAAGGUUAGCUCUUAAUCCAAACAAACAGUAUCAGCAAGUAAAAAAAAAAACUUUAUGGCCAUUUGAACUGAACCAUGUGCAACUUUAUCUGUACUUUUUACAUUUUGACUAAAUUAGAUUGUUAACACAGCAGAUGAUCCUAAUGCCCUCCGUCUAUGUAUUAACUUAAUGUCUUCCAUGUUUUGUACAUCCAAGUAUAGCAAUAUCUAACUUCACACACAAUAAUUUGCAGGUUUACAACCUUUGUUGUGCGGGUCUCAGGUUCAAUCAACAAGUUAAAGAUAUACAUAAAACUAGAUGGGAUUAUGGAGUGGAGCUCAGUUUUUUAAAGGGGAGAGUUCAUGUGUGACACUGCACCAACUUGGCAGGUGCAAAUGCGAAAGCUCUGUUUUGUUAGCACUUAGCAGUGCCAGCUUCCUCCUUUUUUCAUGGUUGUUUCUGCGGAUGCAGAGCAACUCAUGUUACGGAAAAUCGUAGCUUUGUAGUCAUCUGCACUCACAAUGCUACACAUUCUGAACACUUUAUACUAUGAUUAGUCGUCACACCACUUUUUUCUCUCCUGCUUUGUGAGAUUCUCUGUUUCUAAGAAGAUUUGGCGAUGAGUAAUCUUCAGAAUUAUGUAGUUCAGUAUGGUUUUGUUUCAUUGUUGGGUCUGAACAAGCUCUAUCUAUGACCUCCUACAGGUAAAUUCAAGUUAUACAAAAUAAAAGUCACAGUCCCUGUCCAAUAUGAGACCAGGAGAUUUUUGCGACCGGUGCCAUAAAUUUAGUGAUUUAUUAUUUGUCAUCA